AUGACGGGUACAGAACGUCGCAGCCGUCCGGGCAACCUCGCCAACAUGCCUCCGCGCACUCCCAUCACACGCACCCCUUCCCCCACCAAGAAGCCGUACCCACCUUCCUCGGCCGCCAACAACCUCAGCAGCCGCUCCACGCUCGCACAGAGGUCCCACCAGCAUCCGCACUUUGACACGCCCAACUUCUCCAUCAACGCUCACUUUGCCGAAGCUUUCGGUGCGACUCCCAACUACGAGCUUCCGGCCGACGGCCUCUUCCACGCAGACGAUGCCGCCGCAGCCGCAGCCGCCGCCUCCUCUUCCGCCACUUCCGCCAACUCCUACUGGCUCACAGAACACCGCUCCCAGUCCGUUCCACCAAGGAUAGCUGCAGAGAGCGCAAACUCAAACUCCCGCUCCAACAACCUCCGCCGCGCAAUGCCCACCAUCGAUACCAGCGCAAGGCCACUCUCAAGGCGAGAGUCCCUCAUGGACGAGGCAGAGAAGCGUCCCACCAGCCCUCACAUCACCUCGGCCACUCCCACAAGCGCACGCCAUCACCACCUUCCCUUCUCCUCCACCUCCAACCAGCCAUCGUCCGCUGGCCAUCAUUCCUCGUCCCGCCCCGGCUCGUUUCAUGAGCAUGACUCGCAGCGCAUCCGUCAGAACAAAAGCCCCGCCGUACACCGCGUGGCCUCGCCCUCCCUCCUCAACUCUGGCAUCGGCCGUGCCGCCGUCUCGGCUGCACAGUCCAUCAUGGAUGCCAUGGCCGGUCGCUCCUCCCCAGCAUCCACGCGCAACAAGCACGUCGCCCACUCGGACGAUCACGACAGCCUCAGCGACGACGAGGCCGGCAAGGGUCACGGUCGCAAAGCCAUCCCGCCCGUCGCAAAUCGCUUCACCCCUUCGCUCUCCCACCCGCGCAAUCAUGCCCACUUUCACGAGAAGCAACCCUCACCCGCCGCUUUCGACCAUGCUCACCACGCUGCCCAGGGCGUCAGCGCCGACAUUGCUUGGCAUGCCGGCAUCUCGGAAUCGCGAAGAGCGACCCCAGCCGCCUACCGGCCCCGUCCCGCCACGCCCUCCCGGCGGCGCGCCAGUCAGCAUCAGGACCGCCAACCCACCGCCGACGACAGCACCGACAUGCAUCUGCCUGACAGCCUCAAGUCCACCCACUCCUCCAUCCACAUUGGCUCGCCCAUCGUCGUCCCGCAAGCACGCCGCGGCGCCGUCCGACUCCAACCGCGGCGCAGGCGAAGAGUCGCACGCCCCAUCAAGCCCAAACGCACCUGGCGCCAAAGCGUCUUGGUCUGGCUCGCCACGCUCGUCCACUUUGUACGCUUGCUCGCCUCGCCCGCCGAGGCGCUGCGUCGCUUCAAAGAGUACUGCACCGACACGCGCAUCUCCAUCGACGAUGCCUUCCGCCACCCGCACACGGGCAUGCGCAGCUACUACCCGCCCUGGCUCCAGGCGUACGUGCCGCUGCUCAUCUGGCUCGCCAUCAGCCUCACCAGCACCGCGCUCGUCAUCACCUUCCACACCCAGGUCUUUGUCGGCCUCGACCACAUGGCCGCCUACCUCCAGGGCCUCGGCCUGCGCGGCAAGUUGAUGCUCGGCUCGCUCAUCUUCCUCACCACCUUUCCGCCACUGCCGCUCUACUCGACGCUCAUCAUGCUCUGCGGAUUCACUUUCGGCCUCUGGCAGGGCUUCAUCAUCAGCUACAUUGCGGCGCUGUCCGGCGCCAUCGUGGUGUUUGUGCUCAGCCGCUCACUGCUGCGCGAAUGGAUGGUGGGCCUGCUCAACAAGAGCGGCGGCCUCAAAAAGGUGGUGCGCGCCAUCGAGAAGCAGCCCAAGCUGCUCUUCCUCGUGCGUCUGGCGCCGUAUCCGUACAACCUGAUGAACACGCUGCUCGCCAGCUCGCCCACGCUCACCAUGCGCACCUACGUCACGUGCACCGCGCUCGCGCUGCCCAAGCUGCUCAUCCACACGGGGCUCGGCACAUCCAUCAAGAACUUUGCCGCCUACAACGGCGCCGCCGAAGGCGUCAGCAAGGAGGAGGCGGCAGCUUCGCAGACGGCCGAAAACGUCAAAAAGUGGGCGGGCCUCGUGGGCAUUGGGCUGUGCAUCGGCAUCAUGGUCUACUUACUGUCGGUAGCGCGGCGUGCGGUGGACGAGCUGGACGACGAGGCGGACGACGGAUACGACGAUGUGCUGCUCGACGAAGAAGGUGAAGAGCUGCUCUCGUCGGACCUGGACGACGAGGACGGUGACGAAGGCGACGAGGUUGACGAUGGACGCGACCGCGGCGCCGGCGUCGACAUGCGCGAGCGAGCGGGUCCGUCGACGCUUGGAUUCCGCAACGGCUACGCGCCCAUCACCUCGUCGCCCGAAGAGCGGCUGCGACAGAGCAUGCGCCAGCCGCAGCCCAUGCCCGGUCCCUUGGUGCUGCCCGGAUCGAGCUACGAACGAGCGUCUGGCUCGGGCUCGUUUGACGGCAGAGUGUCGCUCAGCGGCAGCGGCUCGGUGGGAGCGCCCUCGAUCGAUCUGGCCGACAAGAUCGCCGAGAUGGAGGCGCAUGCUGAGAAUAUGACGUUCGAGUCGCCGCUGCACAACGGCGCCGAGAUGCACUCGGCCUCGCCGCGGUGGUCGCCCUUGGUGGCUAAUCUAGAGGAGAGCGCCCAGCAGGCGCCUGCGUUGCUGCUCGAUGGCCAGGCGCCUGAGUUCACACAGCAACACGCGCCGCAUGGCAGGACAUGGGAUCUCGCACGCUUGGAUCCCUCGACAGAGCCGACGCUAAACCAACCCAACACGCUCGCAUCCACGGCGCAACUAGCUCCAGCCUCUCGAUCAGCUUAUCUGCAUUCAAAGAGCAUCAUCAUGGCCGAAGCAACGACCAACAAGAGGUCCAAGAUGGAUCCCAAUGAGCACAUUAUCACGCACUCGGGCACGUUCCACGCGGACGAGGCGCUUGCGGUCAACCUUCUGCGCAAGCUGCCGCGCUUUGCCUCUGCGCCGCUCACGCGCACGCGCGACGCCGCCACGAUCGACAAGGGCACCAUCGUCGUCGACGUCGGCGCGACGUACGAUGCCGCCACGCACAGGUACGACCACCACCAGCGCGGCUUCGAAGAGGUCUUCGACGACAAGCACGCCACGAAGCUGUCGAGCGCCGGACUGGUGUGGAAGCACUUUGGGCGCGAGAUCGUCGCGGCGCAUCUGAAGCUCGGCGACAAGGACAAGGAGGUGGUGGAGCUGCUGUACAACAAGCUGUACGACGACUUUGUCGAGGCGAUCGAUGGGAUCGACAACGGCAUCGCGCAGUAUCCGAACGAGCUCAAGCCCAAGUACAAGAGCCGCACGGAUCUGUCGGCGCGCGUGGGGUAUCUCAACCCGCGCUGGAACGAAAAGUCGAGCGAUGCCGAGCUGGACAAGCGCUUUGAGCAGGCCAGUGCCAUGGCGGGCAAGGAGUUUUUCGAUCGACUCGACUACACGUUCAACGCUUGGCUGCCUGCACGUCAGAUCGUGGUGGAUGCGCUGGCGAAGCGUACGCACCCGCAGCUGCUGGUGUUUGACGAGUUUGCCAGCUGGAAGGACCACCUGUUUACACUCGAGCACGAGCUGGCCAUCGCGCCCACGGAGCGCGCGAUCUAUGUGGUGUACCCGGACGAGUCGGGCAAGUGGCGCGUGCAGGCGGUGCCCGUAAGCGCCGAGAGCUUUAUCUCUCGCAAGGCUCUGCCCGAACCGUGGCGGGGGAUUCGGGACGAAGCGCUGUCGCAGCUCACCGGCAUCCCCGGGUGUAUCUUUGUGCACCAGAGUGGGUUCAUCGGUGGCAAUGCCACACGCGAAGGAGCGCUCAAGAUGGCCAGUGAUGCACUGGCGCACACGGGGGUAGAGUUUAUCCACUCUGCGCCUGUGGCUGGUGAUGCGGAUGGGCAUAGUCACUCGCAUGCGGGUGGGGACCAUGGGCAUACGCACGAUAUCAUGGAGCAUCCGGGCAAGUUCAAUGACCGGGAGCUGCCGAACUACGAGGCGCGCAACUGGAGCGAGCGAGCGUUCACCGUGGGGAUUGGAGGACCGGUGGGGUCGGGUAAGACGGCGCUGCUGUUGUCGCUGUGUCGUAAGCUGCGCGAGAAGUUGAACCUUGGCGUUGUUACGAACGACAUCUUUACGCGCGAGGAUCAGGAGUUUCUGCGACGUCAUGCUGCUCUCACGCCCGAGACACGAAUUCGGGCUAUUGAGACGGGAGGAUGUCCGCACGCGGCGAUUCGCGAGGAUAUCAGUGCGAACCUGGACGCGCUCGAGCAGCUGCAGGCGCAGUUCUCCACGCAGCUGCUCUUCGUCGAGAGCGGUGGUGAUAACCUGGCAGCAGCGUACUCGGUGGAGCUGGCGGAUUUCCACGUGUACGUAAUCGAUGUGGCGGGAGGCGACAAGGUGCCUCGUAAAGGUGGACCGAGCAUUACGCAGAGCGAUGUGCUGGUGAUCAACAAGAUCGACCUGGCCGAUCAGGUGGGUGCCGACCUGGGCGUCAUGAAGCGCGAUGCCGAGAGGGUGCGCGAUGGCGGACCCACCGUGUUUAGCUCGGUCAAGCUCGAUCAGGGCGUGGAUGCGGUGGUGGAGAUGAUCCUUGCUGCGCGUCGAAUCGCCGGUGCCGACAAGGCUGGCCAGCCCAUCGCCUAA
Messenger RNA from Moesziomyces antarcticus, 4659 nucleotides. Its product is annotated as GAMM1 protein. The transcript has 4 exons. Gene Ontology annotation, molecular function: GTPase activity; nickel cation binding. The record is from RefSeq and is a predicted model, not a curated record. Lineage: Eukaryota; Fungi; Basidiomycota; Ustilaginomycetes; Ustilaginales; Ustilaginaceae. Gene Ontology annotation, cellular component: nucleus; cytoplasm. The coding region runs from base 1 to 4659 and encodes 1552 amino acids.